AUGCCACCUAAGCCACCAGCUAAAGGAGCUAAGAAGGCCGCCAAAAGUCAGAAGAUUGGUCGUGGUGGAGACAAGAAGAAGAAGAACCGAAGAAAGGAAAGCUAUUCGGUCUACAUUUAUCGCGUCCUCAAACAAGUCCAUCCCGACACUGGAGUCUCAUCCAAAGCUAUGUCUAUUAUGAAUUCAUUUGUCAACGACGUUUUUGAGCGUAUUGCUGCUGAAGCUUCACGACUUGCGCACUACAAUAAACGUUCCACGAUCUCUUCUCGCGAAAUUCAAACCGCAGUUCGUCUGAUUCUACCUGGAGAGUUGGCCAAACACGCCGUGUCCGAAGGUACGAAAGCUGUCACCAAGUAUACUUCUAGCAAAUAA
Molecule: messenger RNA, 372 nt
Organism: Strongylus vulgaris
Lineage: Eukaryota; Metazoa; Nematoda; Chromadorea; Rhabditida; Strongylidae
Source: the annotation of a GenBank genome assembly